This is a messenger RNA of Periophthalmus magnuspinnatus, 2158 nucleotides long. RefSeq names its product calcium release-activated calcium channel protein 1-like. The record is from RefSeq and is a predicted model, not a curated record. The coding region runs from base 230 to 889 and encodes 219 amino acids. The transcript is spliced from 2 exons. NCBI's taxonomy places the organism in Eukaryota, Metazoa, Chordata, Actinopteri, Gobiiformes, Gobiidae. Gene Ontology annotation, cellular component: membrane. Gene Ontology annotation, biological process: store-operated calcium entry. Gene Ontology annotation, molecular function: store-operated calcium channel activity.
UGCUGUGUAGAGCAUGGGAUUGUGGGUAUCUUGUGUUUCCUGAUUGACUCCGACAGUCAGCUGUUCCUACAAAAUUGUCAAAGAGUUUGUUUAUCGGUCUUGUUAGCGUAGGCUUAUUUAGUCUAAACGCGACACAGUGGCGUUGUGUUUGUGGUGUUACGUCGAGGCAAACUCUGUCCCGCUAAAUUAGGCAACAUAAAACUAUCGUAACUUUGGAACAAGUCGCGGAAUGAGUUUGAACGAGCACUCCUUGCAGGCGCUUUCAUGGAGAAAACUUUACUUGAGUCGAGCUAAACUGAAAGCCACCAGCCGCACCUCAGCCUUGUUGUCUGGAUUUGCGAUGGUUGCCAUGGUGGAAGUGCAGUUGGAGGCUGAACAUGUGCAUGUGUACCCCCCUGGACUCCUCAUUGCCUUCAGCGCCUGUACCACUGUCCUGGUUGCAGUGCAUCUUUUUGCCCUCAUGAUCAGCACCUGCAUUCUCCCCAAUCUGGAAGCAGUCAGCAAUGUCCACAACCUAAAUUCGGUCAAUGAAUCUCCCCAUGAGCGCAUGCACCACUACAUCGAGCUGGCAUGGGCUUUUUCAACAGUUAUUGGUACCCUCCUCUUUCUUACUGAGGUCAUGCUGUUAUGCUGGGUCAAGUUCCUACCUCUCAAACUCAGCAAUGAUGGCAAAAAUGGGACUAUCAGCUCUGGAGAGGCAGCGGCCAUUGCUUCCACCUGUAUCAUGGUGCCAUUUGGGAUCGUGUUCAUACUGUUUGCCGUGCACUUCUACCGCACACUGGUGAGCCACAAAACCGACAGGCAGAUCAGGGAGCUGGAGCAGGUCAUCCGCCUUCAGAACCAGCUCGACCAUAGGGCUGAGAAUGACGAGCUCAAGGCGUUCCCUUAAGGAAAUAUAAGGACAAAUUACAUUAAAGUAGAGCCAGAAUCUAAAGGGAAUAGUUGGCAUUUUGGGCAUAAUCUUUUUUACAUAUCAACAUAAAGCUUGUGGUGAGUUUCUACACUUCCAGAAUUGCAAAAAAUAUUGGCCAAUGGCCUUUCCUGUGAAGUUAGAAUGUCAGUUACUCUUAUAAAUUCUGAGCCCUCAUCUAUUUACUGUGUGCGAAAAGUUUUUUACCUAUUGUAAAUGUGCAAUGCUUGUAUUAUGCAAGGAUUCUUUGGAUCCCACACUAUAGUUUUUAAAAUCUGUCCAUUAACUUAACUUGUCCAAUUCAAUUUGAAAUGCUUCAUAUCAGUUAAAUCCAAAUUGCACAAGGUGCAGUAUUUCCAGCAUUUAUGUUUUAAUCCUGUUACAAAAGUUAAUUAGGCCAAUCUCAUUAAUUCAGAAUGCCAUUAAUUUUAUCACCAUAAUUUAUUCAAUUGGUAUAAAUGGAUGAAUAAAAUAGGAACCUUUCAACUAAAAUUACAUUUUGGUUGAUGUUCAUGUGGUAUUUAGCCAACUUCUGGUCGACAGACACUUAUGAUCAGCAUUUUUAAAACUGAGAUUAAACCUGAGAUUAAUUAUCUCAGGUUUAGAUUUUUAAAGGUCUUCACAAUCACAAUUUCAUAUUUUUGUCACAAUUUAUAAAGUGUACCAAUGGUUAUGUGAACUUAUACAUAAAAUAUAUAAUACAUCUUAAAACAUUAUGUUAAAACAGGGUUAUAUAAGAUGAUAUUUGCUUAAGUUUGAACUCCUUUGUUACUUUAGUUAUAUGGGAGAAAAUUAUUGAAGGGAAAUAUUGUAGUGUUUUUGUUAAAAAUUGAAAUAUGCCUCUGGUGGUUACAGCUUUUACAUAGAAGUAUGUUUUGUAAAUCGUGUUUGGUACUUUUUUAUUUUCUGUUUGCUCAACCUUUGUUACUACUUAAUGCUUUAAUGAAAUGCUGGAUAUUUAUUGUCAUUGGCCUAUGGCACAUUGCACAGUAUUUUUAAAGAUUUAAACAGAAUAGGGAGAACUAAUUUUGAUUGGUACACAAUUCUAUGGUUCUGAACUUUGGCAUCUUUAUCAUUGCCACUGGAUCAUGUUAAAACUGCAUGACACGCAUUUUGACAGCAACAUUGGUUCUUUAUUUAUUUAUUUUUAUUUUGUGUUGCGCUUUAAUACUGUUUACUGCAUGUGAAAUUGUACAAACAUGCACUAUGGUCACAUGACCACUAUGAAAAUAAAUUAUUACUAUGUAA